Messenger RNA from Owenia fusiformis, 3281 nucleotides. NCBI's taxonomy places the organism in Eukaryota, Metazoa, Annelida, Polychaeta, Sabellida, Oweniidae. The record is from the annotation of a GenBank genome assembly.
AAUUUUUCAAGCUUUCCUGACGACAAUUUUUUUCACAGAUAUAUUGCUGAUUUAUCGAUGAAAGUGACCAAUAAAUGGAUACCUAGAUAUUCCAAAUACAAUGGCACACUUGCUCGGGAGUAAGUUUUGUAUUGAAAGUUUGAGAAACGAUGUAUCAGACCUGCAGUCUGCUGUGGUUGACGUCACUUCUCGGGUUGGUCCCGUCAAGUUGCCGUCUUGGAAGUAUCCAGACAAACAGUCGUGUGACCUUGACAUUGAUGACAUUCUGGAGACAUAUGAUUAUAGUGAUGACGAGGAGGACCGACAAGUGGCUCAUAUUGUACUCUUAGAAAUGGUUAUUGAUAGAAUGGUCCUUUUAUACCAGGCAAUGUCACGGUUUGCCGACCAGAGUCUAGCUGCCAAUAGGCCAACCACGGCUAAGCCCCCUGGCUCUAACAUGUCUAUUGGAUUGGUUGUGAAGAAGUAUUGGAACAAAACAGUUCAGAUGCAGACUCUCAUCACACAGCUGAAAUCAGAGAAUAAGUCAAAGAAUCGCCAGAUUUCCAACUUAGAAGCUACAAUAGCAGAACUGAAACAAACACAAACAAAUAACACAAUUGGUGGUACAAAGGCGCCACUAUCUGCAGCACAGUUGCUGAUAAAUUCCAACUCCACAGCUUCAACUGGGAGUAACACUAGCUUGAAUUCUACACCGAAAGGAUCAGUGUUUGAUAUUUCAAAUGAUGCUUAUCAUAAAUGUAGCCAAACUGUCGAGACUGCAUUCGUACCAUGUGAAUCAUGUGACAAGGUACAGAAAUGUCUGAAUGAGUCAGCUGUCGUCAUCGAACAGGUGUGUAACAGUCAGGGUUUACCAUCUUCCCUUAGGAAAUUUCGCCAAACUCAAAUCCCAGAUUUUGAUUGGCUGACAGCUAACGAUGUCACACGAUGGACAAAAGAGCAAAAUAAAGAUUUAAAUCGGAUAAAUAAACAUUUGGACCAUUUGCUUUCCACGAUAGAACCAUUGAAAAAAGAUCUCAGUAAAAACAUUGAAAGUCGGAAAAAACUUGAGCAAAAAGUUGCUAACUUUGACCAUGAACUUGAAUUGGAAAAAGAGUCUCAAAGUGCCCAAAUGAAACAACAUAAGACCAGACUGGUGCAAAUUGAGAAGGAUAACACCGAAGCUCUUAAUCUCCUGAACAGAGAGAAAACAGAAAUCUGGAGAGAGAAAAGUGAACUUGAAGGACAACUGGACGAUUAUAAAAAUCAACUACAGCAAAAGGAAACUGAACUUCAAUCUAUUGAAGAGGAAAAGGUGCUACUCCAGAGAGAACUUGAUGAAAGCUCAGUUAAUUCUGGCCAAGUGAAAGAACUGAACAGUGCAAUAUCAGCCAUGCAGACCAAGCUGCAUGAAAUCAAUGGAACACUGGAACAAACACAGAAUGAUCUCCUUAGGGAGAAAGCAAAGUAUCAAAGUGCUGCAAAGCAAAACCAGUCACUCCAAGCCAAACAAGACUCCCUUUUUCAAAGAAUGAAUGACAUUGAUGCUGAGAAUGAUGAGUUGAGGAACCAAGUGGCAGACCUAGAAGAUGAGAAGGAGAUGUUGGAAAAGAGCAUCAAGCAGGCAAAACAGGAGAAGAUAACAUUGGAAAAGUCUUGUAGCAAUCAACAGGUCCAGAAUAAGGAGCAUGAUAGUGCUGAGCUAGAGGAUACAAUUGAUGAACUGAGAAGUACAAUCAGGAAUCUUGAAGAUAAACUAACAGCAGCAAAAGAUAGAGAGCGUCUUAUCCUGGAAUACCCCGAUCUGAAUGGUCCUGUCAACCCAGAUACACAAGGUACUGGUGACAUAGCCAAGGACAUGGAGAAUCAAGUUAGAGCUAAUGCUGAGCGGAUCUCACUGCUUGAGAGUCAGAACAAUGGACUGCGGAAGACUAUAUCCAAGAUGAUCCACUCAAACAAUGUAAGAGAGGUGCCCCAAAGUACGAAACCUCAGAGUAGUGAUGCACCUGUUCCACUGUGGAGAACUGACGCAUUUGAAUCACCACCAAAGCAACAGGAAAACUACAGGUCAAGAAACGUGGACCCAGUAGGAACUGCGAGGAAUCUAGAAACACGUCAAAGUAAGCCCCAUAGUGGUGCCACUUAUACUCAUCGCACUUACAGUCCUGCCAGUUCAGAUGAUGGUCUGCAAAAAUCUGGCCUACCACCACGACCCCCGAGUAAAUCAUCCAAUCACAGAGAUCGUGGAAAUAUUCAAUCAACAAUACAAAGAGACUUAAAUAAAUCAGCAAAUAUAAACAGAGACGUCAAUUUUCAAAAUGACUCAUAUCAAAGAGACCCUAAUGUAUAUAGAGAAUCAAACUCCAAUAUGCCAAGAGACCACCACUCCAGACAAGGGAGCAAUCAUUCUGAACUCAACUCAACGCAUAACAUAAACUCAAGAAUGAUUACACCCAAUGAUAAAACCAAUCAAGAUCCUGGCCUUGGGACUAAAAUGACAACAUUUGUUAUUGGACAAGGCAGUAGACCAAACAGUGCCAAAAGUUCAAAGUCAGGUAAAGGUCAAAGGUCAAGGCCAUCUAGUGUAGGUGCAAGCAUGAAGGUCGGCAAUAUGAAUGCUAGUAGUAUAAGUGCCUAUCUGCAACUCAAGAGAUCUGGUGCUCUCAAGGGACUCAAUGAUAAAGUGAAAAGCAGACCUCCUUCAGGUCCGUCAGGUGCUAAAUCCGCAUCCCCAGGUGAACAAGGAGACUUGAAUCUGCAAGGAGAUUACACCCCACAAGAUACAUAUGUGUGUGAGCACUGUGAUAAAAUGUAUACCACAUCAAUGGACUUAGAUCUACAUAAGUCUUAUUGUUCAGCCAUGUGAACAAGGUUAACAUUUAAAAAAGAGAUCAGAUGUUGUCUUUAUGUUAUAUGUCAUUUACAAUUUACAAUCUGUACAUUACCAUUCCAAAUACAGAAAACCUAUACAUCAGAACAACUCCCUAAUCCGAACAUUUCCCAAUGUGAAGAUUUUCUCGGUCCAGAUAGUUUUAUCUUCAAUGAGAGCCUGUUUAUAACUGAACACUUGGUCUGGCUAAUGGCAUUCCAAUUAGACAGGUUUAACUGAAAUGUAUAUUGUACCUUAAAUACAAAUCCAUGAUUGUUUGUAAUUUUGUCAUCAUUUAUAAUCUCGAAUUUUGCCUCAAGAAAUUGAAUUGUAUAGAUAUAUAAAAAAGUAUUGUUAUUUGUAUAUAUUUUGCAUUAAUUUUUAUUCAAUUGUUAAUGUAUAAGUAUACAUUGUAGAUACAUGUAUUUUAUUGAAA